Penicillium antarcticum is the source of this 942-nucleotide messenger RNA. RefSeq lists its product as uncharacterized. Bases 1 to 942 code for a protein of 313 amino acids. Lineage: Eukaryota; Fungi; Ascomycota; Eurotiomycetes; Eurotiales; Aspergillaceae. The record is from RefSeq and is a predicted model, not a curated record. The transcript has a single exon.
AUGUCCAAAUACGUCCUGACAGGAGUAGGAGGGAACCUAGGCACCAUCGCCGCAAACUACGCCCUAGAAAUCGCCCUAGAAGACACAACCCUAGUCUUUACAACAUCCAACCCAGAAAAAAUCGCCCCAGAUACCCUGCACAGUUGGAAAGAAAAAGGCGCCACUGUCACGGUAGCCAGCUACGACGACGUAUCGAGCCUAGAGAAAGUCUUCGCGGGCGCCGAAGCCGUAACCCUAAUCUCAACCUGGUCUUUCGGCCGACGCGCUCAACAAGCACAGAAUGUAAUUGCAGCCGCGAAAAACAGCGGUGUUCGCCGAAUCUGCUAUACAUCCUUCGUCGGCGCAGACGACCCAGCACCUCGAAACGAAAUGCCCUUCUUACCGCGCGACCACAAAGAAACCGAGGCGUUGAUCCGUGAGUCUGGACUGGAGUGGAAUAUCCAGCGCGAUUACCUGUAUAUGGAUAACAUUCCUAAAUUCUUCGCUUCGUCGUGGAAGUUCUGUGGGGAGCGGUGGCUGUGUAAUUCGCAUGGUGUUCCUGGUGCAUACGUCGCCAGUGAGGAUUGUGGACGGGUUCUUGCUGCGCUGUUGCUUGGUCGUGGUGAGCCGAAUAGUGUGUAUGAUAUUACCGGGCCUGAGGCUGUGACCGAUAAGGAGGUUUUCGAGUGGAUGUGUGCUCAGUCGGGGUAUCGGGGGGAGUUUGUUGAUUUGCCAGAUGGGGAGUUUCGGAAGUGGUGGCUUGGACGGGGUUUGCCGGAUGAUGUUUCUGGGGAUUUUUCGGGGAUUCCUAUGAAGCUUUGUAUUGAUGAUUUGUCUUGUUGCGGCGAGAUGGUUGCUAGGGGGUAUAUGGCUAAGACUAGUAAUGCUGUCGAGGAGCUUACGGGUCGGAAGCCUUUGUCAUUCCGGGAGGGUUUGUUGCAGUACAAGGGACUAUUUCCUUGA